Messenger RNA from Osmia lignaria (orchard mason bee), 562 nucleotides. RefSeq names its product odorant binding protein 11 (gene Obp11). Gene Ontology annotation, molecular function: odorant binding. NCBI's taxonomy places the organism in Eukaryota, Metazoa, Arthropoda, Insecta, Hymenoptera, Megachilidae. The record is from RefSeq and is a predicted model, not a curated record.
CACCGACGGCGAUACAGUCUAUCGACGUUUUCGAUCGUGGCAAAGCGCAAACUGAUCGGUAAGAAGCAUGAACGCAUCGAAGCUUUGGCUGCUCUUAACGUGCCUCGUCGCCUCGGGAAUUAUUUUAAUUCAUGCUGGCUCGGCUGAUCCCGCCGAUUUUCGGAAAAUGACCGCUGGCGUGAGGAAGAAAUGUAUCGCGGAAACGCAAACGACGCUCGAGGAUGUUGAAAACACUGAAUACGGACACUUUCCCAAUGACGUACGAUUAAAAUGUUACUUCAAAUGUGCCCUCGAAAAGUUUAAAUUGAUGGACAAUGACGGUACCAUAAAAUACAAUAUGAUUAAAAAAAUCAUACCGGACGUUUACAGAGAAAUAGCCGACGAGAUGAUCGAUAGUUGUACCGAUAGCUCCAAAAAGGACAAGUGCGAGAAAUCCUUUAAUUUUAUGAAGUGCAUGUUCGAAGUUAAUCCCAUAGCUUUUAUCGCACCAUAAUGAUUGCUCGUAACGAGUUUGUAUAAUUAGAAAAUAUAAUGAAAUAAAACUAUUGUAGAUUAUAAAGCA